AUGGACUCCGUGCGCAUUGGGCCCUAUAGACAGAUCUUCUGCCCCGACAACUUUGUCUUCGGCCAGUCCGGCGCCGGAAACAAGUGGGCCAAGGGCCACUACACCGAGAUGAGCUCCAUCCUCAACGUCGUCCACAAGGAGGCCGAGAACUGCGACUGCCUCCAAGGCUUCCAGGUGUGCCACUCCAUCGGCGGGGGCACCGGUUCGGGCAUGGGCACGCAACUGAGUUCCAGGAUCAGGGAGGAGUACCCGGACCAGAUGAUGCUCACCUUCUCUGUUUUCCCAUCUCGCAAGGCUCUGACACAGUGGUCGAGCCCUACAAUGCCACCCUCCCGGUUCACUAGCUGGUUGAGAACUCUGAUGAGUGCAUGGUGCUGGACAACGAGGCGCUCUAUGGAAUCUGCUUCCGCACCCUCAAGCUGA
Molecule: messenger RNA, 423 nt
Organism: Triticum turgidum subsp. durum (durum wheat)
Lineage: Eukaryota; Viridiplantae; Streptophyta; Magnoliopsida; Poales; Poaceae
Source: the annotation of a GenBank genome assembly